Messenger RNA from Phragmites australis (common reed), 1965 nucleotides. Its product is annotated as transcription factor WRKY5-like. The transcript has 6 exons. Gene Ontology annotation, biological process: regulation of DNA-templated transcription. The coding region runs from base 80 to 1630 and encodes 516 amino acids. Lineage: Eukaryota; Viridiplantae; Streptophyta; Magnoliopsida; Poales; Poaceae. The record is from RefSeq and is a predicted model, not a curated record. Gene Ontology annotation, molecular function: sequence-specific DNA binding; DNA-binding transcription factor activity.
UUGACACGGCCACAAGUCACAAGUCGUAUGUGUCCUUCUCUUCCUUCCUAUUCUCUGGCUAGCUACCGCCAAUCCAUCCAUGGACUUGGUUCCAAAGCAACAGCAGCACAAGGGAAUGGAGAAGGGGGAGGAAGGGAUGAUCUUGGUGGCGCACGGCGACCGGAGCUUUGGCCAAGGCAGCGGGCACAGGAGUGAGAUCAAGGAGGUCGACUUCUUCUCCACCGGCGGUGCUCGCCGCAGGAACGACGACGACGGUGGGGAUGGGACGAGCCGAGAGCCAGGAGCAGUUGCCCGAGGUGAUAACAUGGUCAACACUGCGCUGGACCUGCUGACCACGGCGGCGGCGACGGCAAUAACCGGCGGCGAGGGGAAGGCGGCCGUGACAGCCAGUGAACACAAAGAGGCGGACGUGGCGACGGUGGAGCGGAAGCUCCGGCAGGCCGGGGAGGAGAACCGGCGGCUGCGGCGGAUGCUGGAGGAGCUCACCCGCAGCUAUGGCGCGCUCUACCAUCAGCUCAUCCAAGCUCAGCAGCUGCAACAGGCCAACAGCGCACCAAACUCGACGCUACAGGCAGUGAUGCCAGGCGGGGUGCAAUUCGUGGACCCCCGCAUGUCUCCGGCGACAAGAGCGGCGCCGCCGUUUGACGGUGACAGGGCGAAUUCCGACGGCGGCAGCGGCGGCGAGGCAGACGACAACAGGAGGUCAGUGCGACAGGAUGGGACUGGGACGCCUGAGCGCGGGAAGAACGCCGAGCGGGCACCGGCGGUGGCACAGGCGCCGUGUCGGAGAGCGAGGGUGUCGGUGCGUGCGCGAUCCGAGGCCGCGAUGAUCAGUGAUGGGUGCCAAUGGAGGAAGUAUGGGCAGAAGAUGGCCAAGGGUAACCCUUGCCCGAGAGCUUACUACCGCUGCACAAUGGCCACAGCAUGCCCCGUCAGGAAGCAGGUGCAGCGGUGCAAGGAGGACAAGGCCGUGCUAAUCACGACGUACGAGGGCACCCACAACCACCAGCUGCUGCCGGCGGCCGCCGCAAUGGCCCAGACCACCUCCGCCGCGGCCGCCAUGCUCCUCUCGGGCCCCGCCGUCAGCCGCGACGCCGGUGCGCUCUUCGCCGGCCACCACGUCGCGGCCCCGGCGCCGCUCUUCCACCCCUACGCGUCCGCCAUGGGCGCCACGCUCUCCGCCUCCGCGCCGUUCCCGACCAUCACCCUCGACCUCACCCACCCGCCGCCGGCGUCGUCAGGGGGACUACUGCUCCACCAGCACCGCCCGCCGUCCAUCCCCGCGAUGCAACUCCCGAUGUACGGCUUGCCCGGGCAGUACAGGCCGGUGCUUCCGCCGCCGCCGCCGCCUACGGCCGUCGGGAGGGACGACGGGAGGCCGCGGUCGGCGCUGGAGACGAUGACUGCCGCGAUCGCCAGCGACCCCAACUUCACCACGGCACUGGCGGCCGCGCUCUCGUCGAUCAUGGCGCGAGGCUCUGAAGCAGCUCCCCGCAGCGGCGCCUGUGAAGCCGGAGACGGUAACGACGAAGGCAGCACUGAGCUCGCCACAGGGGUGGCGGCGGCAGCCGGAGCACGUGAGACGGCCUUGCAUACACUUCUACAAAGACUACAUGACGGCCGGCAUUGACAUGGGAAUCAAGGCUAGCUUACAACCAUCCGGAUUCUGUCCAUCCACUCAUAUACUUCAGGAUCGGGAUCCUCCGACUUCGGCCCGUGCAGUCACCGCUCCAUCCGCCGUUGAUUAGCAAUCAUGCGGCUCCUGUGCUGUGCGCUCGCUGAACGGGCCACAGUGCCCAUUGCUUUCAGCCUGUUGCUUGUUAUUGCCUUAACACUUGCUGCUGAAAGUCUGAAACCAAAUGCAUCCUGGAAGUAACGCCGUAUGUACGCACUGGUUUUGUACGGUGUAUACUGUAUAGUCUCGCUGUUGUACAUGAAUUAUACUUGAGAAUCUUAUAGAGGCGA